Haliaeetus leucocephalus (bald eagle) is the source of this 898-nucleotide messenger RNA. RefSeq names its product 6-phosphogluconolactonase (gene PGLS). NCBI's taxonomy places the organism in Eukaryota, Metazoa, Chordata, Aves, Accipitriformes, Accipitridae. The transcript is spliced from 6 exons. Gene Ontology annotation, biological process: carbohydrate metabolic process; pentose-phosphate shunt. Bases 1 to 783 code for a protein of 260 amino acids. Gene Ontology annotation, molecular function: 6-phosphogluconolactonase activity. The record is from RefSeq and is a predicted model, not a curated record.
AUGGCCGCCACGACCGGCCCCGCGUCCCGCCGGGUCUCGGUGUUCCCCUCCCCGCAGGAGCUGGGCCCGGCCCUGGCGCAGCUGGUGCUCGAACGGGCGGCGGCGGGCGGCGGGGGGGGGGAGCGCCGUUUCUCGCUGGGUCUUUCGGGAGGGAGUUUAGUGGAGAUCCUCGCCCGGGACCUGCCCCCCGCCGUCGCCUCCGCCGCCGUUUCCCCGGCCGGCUGGCUCUGGGCCUUCUGCGACGAGCGGCUCGUUCCCCCCGAGCACCCGGACAGCACCGCCGGGGCCUACAAGGCCCAGCUGCUGCCGCGGCUGCCGGUCCCCGGGCCGCGGGUGCUGACCGCCCCCCCCGGGCUGCCCCCCGCCGCCGCCGCCGCCGAGUACGCCGCUCAGCUCCGUCAGGUUUUCCCGGGUGAGGACAUUCCUGUCUUCGACUUAUUGCUGCUGGGGGUCGGACCGGACGGGCACACCGGCUCCCUCUUCCCCGGUCACCCCCUGCUCCAGGAGAAAGAGAAAAUCGUCGCUGCUAUCACCGACUCUCCAAAGCCGCCGCCGGAGAGAAUAACGUUGACCCUGCCGGUGCUGAACGCCGCGCGGAUGGUUGUGUUCGUGGCUACGGGGGAAAGCAAAGCUGCCGUUUUAAAGCGCAUUUUGGAAGGCGACGAGGAAAACCCCCUUCCCGCCGCUUGCGUCCAGCCUCGCUCCGGGCAGCUGCGCUGGUUCCUGGACGAGUCGGCAGCCAAGGAGCUGACCAUCCCCGUCGAGAAACAUUCCGUCUUGUAGAGCCGACUGCCGGCCGGCCUCGGGUGACGGUAACCGCGGCACUGGCGGCGUGACGUUCCAGGUGAAGAACGCCGCGUUCGAUCGUAGCGCUCGGUUGUGGCACAAACCACGGUUU